Caenorhabditis angaria is the source of this 6320-nucleotide messenger RNA. Lineage: Eukaryota; Metazoa; Nematoda; Chromadorea; Rhabditida; Rhabditidae. The record is from the annotation of a GenBank genome assembly.
AUGCUGCUCCCGUCGGCGCUUUUCAUAUUCCUCAUAAGUUUUUCGGGUAACUUUUUUUGGAAGAUUGUAAAUUAAUGAAUAAAAAUAAAUUUUAGGCGCAACUUUUGCGGCAUAUGAUUAUGAAGUACGUGGAAACAUCGACCUGAUUUCAAAGUUUGAUGUGGAUGAAGAAUAUUUCGAUGUGAAAGGUUUUGGAGCUAAACACGAAUUAGCCGAACAACGAUUUUUGGAUAUUUUUGGACAGGAUUUUGAUGGUUUUGAGAUUUUUGAUGUGAAAAUUCACGGAGAAAAGACUGCGGUUUUCCACGCAAUUCUAUCAUUGAAAAAUGAAAUUUCUCGCGAGACAAUCAUCGAAAAAAUCCAUGAUACUUCAGACAUCCAGAUUUAUUUCCUCAGAAGAUCAGAACUCUCAACAAGAACAAAGUUCGGAAGAUUUGCAGUUCCAAAACAAGAUGACGUCACAGCUUGCGUCAACGGCGGAAUCUUGUUGCCAAAUGCAACUUGUGCUUGUCCACCAUAUCGAUCGGGUCCAACAUGUGCAAUAAUUUCCUGCAGAAACAGUGGAAUUGCUGAAAAUGGCAGAUGCGCUUGCCCACCUGGAAUCUACUCAGAACAUUGUGAAGCUAGAACUUGUGUUGCAAAUAUCGCAAGUUCUGUAGAUUUGUCGUGGCCAAGUGUAGUUCUCGUUGUGAACACUCGAGCUAGUAUGGCUUACGAUUUGAAUACGAUUAUUGAGAAUUUGCCGACACUUGUGGAUGAUUAUAAUAAUAAUGGAGUUUAUCCAAUGAAUUAUAUUUUGACUGUUUAUAGAACUAGUGGUGAGUUUGAUCUUUAGAACUCCCUAAAAGUCUAACCAUCCUGGUCCAUAUCCCAAGUCUAGAAGACUAGAACCGGAAUUCUCAAAAUUUCAAAACUUUAUCAAAAAUCCACGUGUUUGUUAAUUAUGCAAUAGAUACCUUAUCUUAUAGAACUUUUGAUUAUUUUUUGGAAAAAAAGAAAAAAUUAUGAAUUUUCAUGAGAUAAAAUUGCAAAUGAUGUCGUGAAAAUAAAUUUUAAAAAUUUCAUUCUCACGUGGAAUUUCUUCGAAUUUACAAAAACAACUCAGCACUUGACUCUGUAGACUGACUGUACAAAUUGAAGAAGUGUGAAUACAGCGAAUAAACGAUGUACCUACACUUUUUUUCCCGAAAAUCGUAGGUUCAUUUUAUCUUCAGCGUAGCUACGAAAAAAAUCAAAUUCGUAGCUACGCAGAUGAUAAAUCGUUAUUACGCACACCUGAAAUUCUGACGAGAGCUGCCAAGCGUCACACAAUCAGAGAUGAAAACGUAGGUACAGCGUAUCUACGCUGUACCUACACAAUUCUCGGACAGAAAUGAAGUGAAGUGACCGCUCUAUAUUAUUUUUGAAUCCGUAGCUACGCCGUUGCUGUUCUGUAGCUACUUUGUAGAUAAACGGAUGUUACUUAUGUGCAAUUCUCUCUUCCCCGUUUUCGAACAAAGUAUCAACGAAAUUUGUACAGUCAGUCUACAGAGUCAAGUGCUGAGUAAUACGAUUAUUCAUUUCCAAUUCUUAAUUAUUGACAAAAAUGUGAGCCACCUUCCUUCGAAAUCCCCCAAACUCAAUUUAAUCCUUCAGGCUCGGUCUACUUCAUGGAAACCACCGUUUUCUCGCUCUCCGAUGAUCUCAUCAGUUAUCUUCAACAUGUUGUUCUUGGCGCUUCCAGUGACGAUCAACCACACAUCGAUGCUCUCUACGCUGCUCAAUCUUCUAGCAACAAUAUUCGCCCACAAUCCACUGUUUAUUUCUUUGCUGAUUCUGAGAAUCGCGAUGCUCCAGUUCCAUCUACAAUUUUGAGCCAGACCACCGAAAGUCUUUUGAUUCAACAAACUCUCGCCUGGCGCAAUCGCAUAGUUUUGGUGAUUUCUCAAUGGCCAACUUCUCCAAUCACUCCAGUUGGAAAUUAUUUCGAUGUUCUUCGUCGCGUUGUCACCGCCACUCAUGGAGAUAUCAUUUCAGUUGAUAAAACCGAAUUGACUGAAAUUAUCAGCCAUCUUUUCUAUUAUUAUAUCAACGGACAAAACACAUUUGUUCAAUAUUACAAUAAUUUGAAUAAGACCAUCCCAUUAUUAUCUGAUAUCAAUUCAACAAAUUCGUACAUUUUGCUGACAGUUGAAAAUGGUGUAUCUGUUCCAAAUGUUCAAGAUGUUUCUGGAAAUGUAUUGACACCUGUGUCAAGUGGAUCACGCUAUGCACUUUAUCGUACACAAUUAUCAGUCACUAGUCAAGUCACAGUUAUUAGUGCCAAUUCUACACAUAACACUCGUGUUUGGUUCCAAUCAACAGACACUGUUCUGAUCUCAUAUUCCAAUGAUGAUUCAAUCGAUAAUGGAUAUGCUUAUACUUUCAGCGCUUUCAAUCAAAGACCAACGUUAUAUUCAACUUUUGCAGGAACUUCAAGUGUUCAAGUAUCUCGUUUAGAUUCUGUCACUUCUAAAGUCACUCUUGGAGCAGCAAUUUCUACUACAAGAUCUGAUAGUUGUAUCUUCCCAUAUCAAUUUGAUAUUGUUCCAACUAGUCUUGAUGGUCCAUAUGUGCAUAAUGUUGUUGUAUCGACAGCCAGUGGAACUUAUUAUCGUGCAAUUCCUGGAUAUUCUUUUGUCCCGCAAAAUCAAACCGGACCAGCUUUCAAUUGUCAAAACAAUGGAACAAGAUCUGGAACAACGACUUGUCAAUGCACAUCGAAUUUUCGUGGGCAAAAAUGCGAGAUUCCAAAUUGUCAAAAUGGCGGAACUGUUGACAACUUCCCCAAUGGAAAUGGUAGAGGUUACUGUAUCUGCCCAUUCGGUGUAACUGGAUCGUUCUGUGAAAUUAGUGAGUAAUAAUUUUUUUAAUAGGAAAUUGUAAUAUUUCAAUGCUCUUGGAUAUUAAAAAAUUAAUUAAUUUCAGUAAACUGCUCUUCAAUGUCUCCUGAUCAAUUCGAAUCCUAUGAUAGAAGUUUUGCCUUGGUUGUUCAAAAUUCUUUAUCUGCAUCCACUUCACUUACAGGACUUACAAAUGGCCUCAAAAUCAUGUUGAAUAACGGAAAUUCAACUGAUUUCAGUGAAUUCAUUUUGACAACAUACAAAAAUCGAUUGGUUGGCAAAGAUGUUUUACCAGAGGUUUAUUCGUCGUCCACAACUUCUGCUGGAGUUUUCUUGAAUCAGUCAACUUUCGACAAUAUUGGAUAUGCUUAUUCGCCAGCUGGAGCGCAACCUGGACUUUUAGCACUUGAAACAACUUUGAAAUCUAUGAGUUAUGAUAAAUCGUCAAUUUUCUUCUUUACCGAUUCGACAUCAACAAUUAAUAUCGGAUCUGCCAACUUUUCUGAUAUUGUGUAAGUUUUCCGCUGGUUCUCUCGCCUUUUUCUGUUUGUCGCGCGUAAAAAUAGAUCAAAAACACGGAAUUCAAGAAGAAAAACCAUAAGAAAAAGUUUAAAAAAAAAUGGAAAAUGAAUAAAUUUUUGACUGGUAUUGAAGCGCGAAUAAGUUUUGCAUUUCGAUUUCUCUGUUUCUCUUCAAAUUUGCAAUUCAAAAAAGCGUGCGUUCUGAACUGUUUUUUUGAGCUAAUGGUUUUACCUCUCAAUAUUUAUCUGAAUAUUUCAGCCAAAAUGCAGUUGAGCGUCAAAUUGAAAUCUCAAUAAUUGUCGUUGCUCCAUACGGUUCUCAAAGCACAUGCCUCUCAUCUGGAAAUUAUCAAAUCUACGAACUCCUCGCAAUUCAAACCGGCGGAAACUUCAUCAAUUUGUGCCAACCUUACACAACAUCUGGUGACCCGGUUUUCAAUGUGAGAUAUCCUCACCUCAAGUUUUUUUCGUAAACUCUAAUAAUUUUCAGUUCGUUGCAUCUUAUGGUCUUAGCCACCAUCACACCGAGGUUGUAUAUUACAAUGUUAUCCCAGAUUGUACCAAUUAUUUGUCAAUGCCUUUUUAUGUGUCAAACGUUAACGCUGAAGUCAACAUCGUUGUCUAUUCUCGUUAGUUGAAAUUUUUAUCACUAUUUUUAUUGGAAUAUUUUCAGACUCUGCUCAAAGUUUUGCCGCGCAAGCUGUUGAAUUCCUUCCACAAAUUCAGCAAAACUUGACAGCCGAUGCUCAUUCGGUUCCAUUUUUCGCAAGUUUCCCAUUGAAAAUCUCAGCUAAUUCAACUUUAUCGUGAGUUAAUUUUUAAAAAUGUUCUAGACAGAGUUUACCGGAAAUGAAUUAUAAUAAAUCAAAAUCUUUUCAGAUACACCGUGAACAUCCAAGCUUCCGCGCCAGGACAAUGUUUCCUCAGAAUCACCGAACGCAGUCAAUUUUCAGUCUAUCUUGGAUUCUCACCAGAUCCAUCAGUUGAUAGAUAUUCGAAAUAUUUGACAUACGCCACUCAUCAAACACCAGUUGUUCAUUUGUCUUCAGUUCUUCAGACUGAUCCACAAGUUGGUCUUGAUGUCUAUGACAACAUCGGAAAUAUUUUAUACACAUCUGGAGGAGUCAAAAGAACAUCUGGAUGCAAAUAUGAAUAUGUUGAAUCAAAACCGUUUGUGUGUGCGACUGCUGAAUCUACUUUCACAAUGGAUGUUACAGUUGUAACAAGUCAGGUUACCAUUCAACGAACUCAAAGAGCAUACUGUGGAAACUUGCAAACCUGUCUGAAUGGAGGAAUCCAACUCGCCAACCAAUGCGCGUGCCUUGAUGGUUACAUCGGUUUGAACUGUGAGAUUCCACAAUGUAAAAAUGGUGGAACUGUCGUGGAUUUCAAAUGUUUCUGUCCAACCGGAUAUGAUGGAGAUCUUUGCCAAUAUAUCCAAUGCCACAAUUGGAAUUUUAUUGAGACACAUGAUCCAAGAGAAAGUAGCUUCACACAAAUCACUUUUGUUGUUGAAGUUAAUACAAAUACUAUGGCAAUUGCUAAUAGUAUUCUGAAAUUAAAUAUGGCUAACUUCUUCAAUGGAACUGACGAUGUUAACAGGCCAAAGGUUUAUACAUUGAUCACUUUCGAUGAUGUUGAUGUGAAUGUUGUUGUAUCGAGUGCACACCGUGAUGUUUUCCUUGCUGCUUUCAAUAAAGCUAUGACAAUUGACACCAAGACACCAACAACUGUUAGAUCAUUGGCUGCGUUACGAAAAGCUUUUGACACUGCAGUUGAUCUUCCAGGAACAAUCAAUCUUUUCACCUCAGUUGGUCCACAAAUUGAAAAUGUUCUUGACACUGUUAAACAACGUUUUGGAAUUCAAGUCAAUCUCAUCUAUAUGGGAACUCAAGCUUCACAAUAUCUUCCAGGAAAUAUUAGUCCAUAUCUUGUUGCUCCAGCUCGCCAAUCGAAUGGUCGAAUCAUCACUUCGAAUACUGCAUUCACGAAAAAUGUGUUGACUGCUCUUCAAAAUGGUAUCAAUGAAAAUCAAUUGAUUCUCGAUGAUGCGGCAAAAGAUUGUUCGGGCACUUAUGUCUUCACAUUCCCUGUUGAAUCGCUUGCUACCGGUCUUGUACUCGUUGGAACUGGAUCAAGUAUCAAAUAUGUUGUGAGAGAUGAAAACAAUAAUGUUGUUGAUUUCUCAAGCACCACAACUUUAUCCGAUGUUAAUGCAGUUAUUGCAAAUAUUAAUACUCAAGGACAUCAAGCAGGAUAUUGGAAUAUUUCUGUAUCUGCCGCUGGAUCAUGCUAUCUUCAAGCUAGAACAAUCACUCCACUUCAACUUAUCCCUGGAUUUACCAGUGAUCAACAAGAAGAUUUUGUAAGCACUGUACCAAGAGUUGGAGCCGGAACAUCAUCUCAAUCUUAUGUAACUUUCCGUAUUCAAGAUAGUUAUGACUCCUCAAAACCAAACUAUGGGUCAAAUGUGCUUUCGGUUGAAACAAUCGCAACUGAUCUCGAAUCACCAUGGCUUGCACCACAAACCGUUGGAUAUUAUUCUGCACUUUCACGUGAUCCUGUUGGAUGUGCUAGCCAAUAUGUGACACCUCUUAUUAGUUGGCCAGAAACUUAUGAAAAGUUUUUGAUCACCGGAGUCGAUCAAAAUCAAGCGCCAUAUCAACGAACAUUCUUCUUCAACGCUGUUGCAAAAUCAACAGAUUGUUUGAAUGGCGCAACUGUAGAUCAAUAUGGUUUUUGCCAAUGUGACUCAAAUCAUUCAGGAAGUUUGUGUCAACGCCGAGUUUGUCAAAACGGAGGAACAAGUGCUUAUGGAACUUGUGAUUGUCCAAAUGGUUAUUAUGGUUUAUACUGUGAGCAAUGUAAGUUAACCUAAACUGUCUCAAAAAUAUAAUAAGGUUUUUAUUUUACAGAUUUCCAAUACACAUCAUCAUGA